This is a messenger RNA of Phascolarctos cinereus (koala), 2864 nucleotides long. RefSeq names its product gap junction gamma-1 protein-like. Gene Ontology annotation, molecular function: gap junction channel activity. Gene Ontology annotation, cellular component: connexin complex. Lineage: Eukaryota; Metazoa; Chordata; Mammalia; Diprotodontia; Phascolarctidae. Gene Ontology annotation, biological process: cell-cell signaling. The record is from RefSeq and is a predicted model, not a curated record.
AUGGGCGACUGGUCAUUCCUGGGGCGGCUUCUCACUGAAGUCCAGAACCACUCCACUGUCAUCGGCAAGAUCUGGCUCACCGCCCUCCUCAUCUUCCGCAUCCUCCUGGUCACUCUGGUGGGCAAUGCAGUCUACGGGGAUGAACAGUCCAAGUUCACCUGUAACACCCUCCAGCCCGGCUGCACCAACGUCUGCUACAACAGCUUCGCCCCCAUAUCUCACCUCCGCUUCUGGAUUUUCCAGAUUGUCCUGGUGGCCACGCCCUCCAUCUUCUACAUCGUCUGCGUGAUGCACCAGGUGGCCCUGGAGGAGUGGAUAGAUGUGGAGAGGGACCGCCUGCUGGAGCUGUGGCAAAAGCAGGCAACUUCUCACCAGGCCUUUCCGCAGUCAGACUCUGGGGUCCUGGUGCCCUCCAGCUCCUUCGAGAGCCAGAGCCUGGAGGAGGCCGAGGAGAUCCUUCCAAAGCAUGCCGGCGCCACAGCUCAGGACCCCAUCCAGCUGGCCAACCGGGUGUUGGUCAUUUAUAUUGCCCACGUGGUGCUGAGGUCCUUCCUGGAGCUGGGAUUCCUAGUGGGGCAAUAUUAACUGUUUGGGUUUAACGUGCCCCAUUUAUACCGCUGCGAAACCUACCCGUGUCCCACCAAGACAGACUGCUUUGUCUCCAGGGCAACAGAGAAAAUGAUCUUCCUGAAUUUUAUGUUCGGGGUGGGGCUUGGCUGUUUUCUUCUGAACUUGGCAGAGCUGCAUUACCUGGGCUGGCUCUUCACCUUCCGGACGCUCUUCAAGGCUUGUGUCAAUUGCUGCCAAUAUCUGGGGAAGGCUUCCCCACCCCACAGGCCCCAACUUCUGCCCCUUCUGGACUCUAGUCAGGAUGGGAUGCUCCUGGAGGCCUCCUUGCUGCCUGCAUGGGGGUCAGGGCAUCCCCGGCCACAGCAUACAGUGAUCCCUGUGACCAUGGAUGCAGGGCAGUCAGCUUUGGAGGGACAUAGGGACCACAAAUCUAAACAGGAAAAGCCCCCCAAAAUGUCCCCUAGAAAAAAAUCCUGGUUAUAGUCACCCCCCCCCCACCCCCACCCCAGUACUCUAACCUAGAUACCAGGUAGGGGAGAGUAGCUACAAACAGUGGCCAAUCACAGCCUGGUCACAUGGUCACUUCCCUCCUCUCCACUGUGUAUCUAGAAAGUGGUCCCUACAUGCAUUCAGAAGAAAAACCUUCUCGGACUGGAGUAACUGACCCUCAUGGGCAUCUUUGCUUAUUUUCCCACCUAGAUACGUGGAAUUCAAGUCAGUUUUGAUUCUUUCUCCUCUCUCCCCUCACAUUGUCAAUGUACAUCUCAUUUUUUACCCCUUCCUUUCUGUUCCCAGAUACAUGUCGGUUGAAUCUAAUUCUUAUCCCUCCUAGACCAUUAAGUCCUCAGGUCCUUGGCGGCCUUAGCCUGGGCCUCGAGGCCACGUGGGGCCCUCUCGGCCCUCUAGUUCAGCCCUUUGACUGAAUCCAUCGGUCAAAUGGUCACACUUGAGGACACAGGUUCCCCACCCCUGGCCCAGGCUCUUGUGAUCCUGUCUCAAACAGCCUCUGCAAUCCAUCCCACAUACUGGAGGAAAGAUUAAUCUGAAGACACAGUUCUGCACAUUUAAUUCAAUGUAUUUAAACAAUUCAAAGAAUGUUUUUUCAAUAGCUACUCUGACCAAAAGUCUUGUGCUGGCUGCUAGGGGAGACGUGACCUCAUGGGGCUUCUGGUCUAGUAGUGAAGACAUCUGCAGACAACUAGGACCCACAUAUUUAUGCCUUCAAAUUUAAAUUUCAAAUUCAGCAAAUAUUUAUCCAGCAAUUUCUAUUUGUAAGACAUGGUGCUAAGUUCUGGGGGUACAAAAUUUAAAAAAUGAUCCCGUCUUUGCCUUCAAGCUAAUUAUGAGUACAUAUGAUAAGUUCACUCAAUACAUAUCAACGAGCAUUUAUUUAUGAAACAGCUGCUAUAUGCCAGGCACUGCGCAAUGCCCGUAGGCUACAAAGAAAGAAAUGAAACAGUCCCUGCCCUCCAGAAGCUUACAUUCUAGCCCGGGGAGACAACAUAGACAUAGUAAAUAUGGAGAGGACAUAUUCAAAAUAAAUGCUAGGUGUUUGGGGAGGGAAGGAGGGAGGAAGGAGGAACCAAGCUGUUGGAGGAAAGGCUUCAUAUAGAAGGGAGCAGUUCCCCUGAGCCUUGAAGGAAACUAGAGAGUCUAAGAGGUAGAUAUGAAAAAGGAGCACAUUUCAGGCACGUAGGACAACCAGGACAAAGGCACGUAGUUGGGAAAUGAAGUAUAAUGUCCAAGGAACGGUAAGAAAGUCAGUUUGGCAGGUGCACAGUGCACGUGAAUGAUGUUAAAGUGCAGUGAGGCUGGAAAGGCUUUGGGGGGCCCACUUGUUAUUUAAAUCCCUACCAGAAAAGUUGAUGUUUUAUCUCAGAAGUAAUUGGGAGUCAUUGGAAUGUACUGAGUAGGGAAAUUACAUUAGCCACACCUGUGUGGUUGUAUGGACUACAGACUGGAGAGGUAGGGAGGCUGAGAAGGAGGCUAUUGCCAUAGUCCAGGUGAGAGGUGAUGAGGGCCUGGACAGAGCCUGGUAGCCUGGUGAGUGAUGAGGAGGGGAAGGACAAAAGAGAGAGUGCUAUGUUAGCAACAAUGAUUUCAGUGACCAUUGGCUAUGUGGGGUAGGUGAGUGUGAGGGUGAGGAGUCAAGGCUGAGGCCAACAAACUUGGGGGCAAACCUGGAUGACUGAGCAGAAAUAGGUGCAAAGCAAUGUGCUGAAGUUCAAGGGGAAGGCUGGUGGCAACAGGGCCAUGUUUGAGGAUUUCUCUCUUUUUAAAAAUAUUUUUAAAUU